Molecule: messenger RNA, 1024 nt
Organism: Zeugodacus cucurbitae (melon fly)
Lineage: Eukaryota; Metazoa; Arthropoda; Insecta; Diptera; Tephritidae
Product: tetraspanin-6
Exons: 6
Coding region: 16-897 (293 amino acids)
Cellular component (GO): membrane
Source: RefSeq, a predicted model, not a curated record
CAGUGCAAAUACUUGAUGUGGCCACCAUCCAGCUACUUACCUAAAUAUUUAUUUUGCAACGCGUGUAUGUUUGAAUUUGGUGCAUCUCGCAGCAGCCCACGACUCAGAAGCGCUGCUUUUAGUACAAAUUCGACGUUUAACUGGUAUAGUAUGGGCGCAACGGACCAGCAGACGGACAUUAUGCUUUCCUUUAAUUUCAUACGAGGAAUGCUGUUAUUGUUUAACCUAUUGCUUUGGUUCGCCGGUCUGCUGAUUAUCCUAACUGGCAUUUGGUUGCAGACUGAUUUUCAAAAUUAUUUGAAGAUUAGUGGCGGUUACUCAAUCUAUGUGCCUUACCUGUUGCUCAUCGUCGGCGGCAUUUUGGUGUUCGCCGCCUCGCUCGCAUGCUCGUGUACCGUGAAGGUGGAUCCAGCGAUGCUGGUCAUUUAUGGCGGCUUUCUUAUCGCUGCUAUGUUCACUUUGAUCUUAAUGUCCAUCUAUAUAUACGCCUAUAAGGAUAAUGUGAUCACUGCAUUGCCAGCUGGUAUUGAGCGGGAGGUAAACAACUACGGUGCCUCUAAAGAUGACGUCUUUCGUGUGAAUAAUGUAACACUCAUCGAUUACGUACAAAAUAAUCUUGAAUGUUGUGGCAGCAAGAACCAUCUGGAUUGGCCGAAGGAUUCACUACCGAACUCGUGUUGCUGGGACAGGGGCGAAAACAAAAAUUGUACGGACUACCAAUUGGGACAACUGCAUGAAGUGGGCUGUUUGCCAAAAUUAAUACGACUGAUUAACACGAAUCUCACCAGCGUUGGCGUAAUGCUUUCGGUGUUGGCUUUAUUUCCGCUCUUUGCGAUGGUCUUCUCCUAUUCGCUGGCUUCGGCAAGUAGAAGGAUUGGCUAUCAACGUAUUGGUUGAGUGCUGACGGCGAUUUGGCUUGACCAAUAUAAUUGUAAUAUAACUUUCAUGUAUUUUCCUUUAUCAUUUUCCUCCUAACGUCUAAGUCUGAAUAAAAUAUACUCACGGAAUUCAAUAUAAAUUUAAA